AUGCCAGGUAACCAUUCUCCACCCCCGUCUACAUAUCACUCACACCCCACGAAUAAUAACAAUAAUAAGAAAGUUCAGGGCCGUGGCCGAUUUAUCGUGUCCAACCAAUCUCCAGAAGGAAGCACUCCUCCAAGCCCUGCUGUGCGCCAGUUGGCGGCGCCCUGCAAUCAAGGAUCCACGCGGGAAGUCGCUCCUGGGACGGCCCGCUCAGGUCCAUGUCAGCACCCUCCACGGUACAAUAACGAAGGGGAUCAGGCCGCGAUGUCACAAGGGGACUCGGCGCCUCGUGCCAUCUCCCGUCAUUCUUCCCGGUCUCCGACAGAGGCAGGAAAGCCCGCGUCCUCUCCCCCGCUUCGACAGACUCAUGACCAGCAAGAUGGCCCGAGAGCCACGCCACAUCGUGACCCCGUUAGCUUUGGCUUAGCUCAGAGCGAGACGAUCAAUCAACAGGGCGCAAACCGGGUGGUGGACACGCGCGGCGGCUUUAACCCAGCUAGCUCAUACGGAGACAGCCCCGCAGGGCAGCAGCACUCUUCAUCUCGACCACAGCCUUCGUCAACGGGAGGAGGCUCGCAGUCGAGCAUGGCAAUGGGUCAAUACGGGGCGGACCGAUCGCCUUCCCACCAUUUCGUCUACCAAGCUUCCGGCUCUUCGACGCCCCGAUCAACCGCCCACGUUGCCCCUCCCACGACGUCCCCCGCGGUCCCAUCGACGUCGGCGUCGGCAGACCGAGGGUCGCCCCAAUCUAUGCAUCCGUAUCCUGUGGCCGCGAGGCGGAUUUUGACGCCCAAGUCUCCACGGACUGCGAGUCUGAGCCGAGCUGCGAUGAGGACGGUCGAAAGCCAACAUUUCGUAGGUAGCCUGCCGCCGCCUGUCCCAAGAGGGCCUCAUGAAACCCAAAUACAUGGCAACGUGCCUUCCCCCCUGGGGUCUUCGCCGCAUCUACGGAACUCAGCUCCUGAACAUGGCCCGACGGACCCCCCGACGACCCGGCCGACAUCUGGCCUGUCCAGAUCGCUGUCGCAUCCCAACCUGAGCCACGGCGUAUCCCCGGCACCUCCGAACGAGCUACUACAGACAGCAGGCCAUAAGCGCGAGCAUAGUGGACGCCCCGUUCUCUCUGGCCCUCCAUUCGCGGCUCCGCUCCCGCCCAGCCAUUCAUUUAGUACUCCAGCGGCUCCGGAAGAUUCGAGAUGGGGAUCCAAUCUUCUCGGCUCCAUGUCCAGCGGUGCAGCGAGGAACCUCCCGAUGGUAGAGGGCCAGCCGUUUCUGGCUAUCACCCCGCGGCACGGCGAGGAGAUUGUGGUCGCGGUCGAUGUACAUCAGGGAUCUCGUCAGGCAGACCAGAAACGCCAGCGUAACGCCGGGGCAUCAGCAAGGUUCCGGCAGCGGAAGAAGGAGCGAGAGAGAGAGCAACAGGAGGAAUUUCAGAAAUUGGAGAACGAGAAUCGGGACCUGGAGCGAAAGAACGAGGCCCUCGUCAAACAUUGUCAGGACCUCGAGGCCGACCGAGACUUCUACCGGGAGAGCCGGAACCGGCUACGGGAUAUCAUUUCUCGGAUGCCCAACGGCCAGGAGUGGAUCGAUCGGGAACCGGCCAGCCCAAUGCUCAGGACUGCGGAAGGGCCUUCCGCCUCUGAGGGCAGCACCUUGCUUCACCAGCCUCCGCCAGUCCCUUCUCACGGGCACUCCCCCAGACAGCACCAUCACCAACCUCCGUUCUACUCCCCUCACCUCCAUCCGCUCUCGCAGCCGCACCCCCCACGUUUGGCAAGGCGGAGGAGGACGGAUUCCGAGCCCCAGCUCCCGACCAGCUCCUACAACCUCAUGACGCCAACAUCCCUUCCACCUAUCACAGGUCCAGGCCUGGGAUCUGUGUCUCUGCCUCCACAUGCCUCUUUUGCGAUCCCCCCUUCACCACACGUUACACCGCCACUAGGAGCGGCCCGACUGCCUCCAUUACGCUUCGACCAGUCUCGUACUCCGUCAACAACACCGCCUCCCAUCCGAACCGCCCCACCGCCGCAACUGAGCAUUCCACCACCGCACUCUGGUGACAACCCAUAUGUUUCGACCCGGAGGCUGCCGUACGAGACCGGGUGGGCGACUGAUCCACGUCCAGAGGGGGAUGGUAGCGGCCCUAGGUGA
Dichotomopilus funicola is the source of this 2148-nucleotide messenger RNA. RefSeq lists its product as uncharacterized. The transcript has 3 exons. Gene Ontology annotation, molecular function: DNA-binding transcription factor activity. The record is from RefSeq and is a predicted model, not a curated record. Lineage: Eukaryota; Fungi; Ascomycota; Sordariomycetes; Sordariales; Chaetomiaceae. Gene Ontology annotation, biological process: regulation of DNA-templated transcription. The coding region runs from base 1 to 2148 and encodes 715 amino acids.